Mastomys coucha (southern multimammate mouse) is the source of this 2192-nucleotide messenger RNA. Its product is annotated as zinc finger protein 431-like. The transcript is spliced from 4 exons. The record is from RefSeq and is a predicted model, not a curated record. The coding region runs from base 114 to 1769 and encodes 551 amino acids. Gene Ontology annotation, molecular function: DNA-binding transcription factor activity, RNA polymerase II-specific; RNA polymerase II cis-regulatory region sequence-specific DNA binding. Lineage: Eukaryota; Metazoa; Chordata; Mammalia; Rodentia; Muridae. Gene Ontology annotation, biological process: regulation of transcription by RNA polymerase II.
GGUGGUGGUUUCGCUUAGUGUCUGAGCAGCCUUGGAUUGUCUUGUGUGCUGUGCUCUUCUGUCCUGCCGCUGGAUGCUGUGGAGCGUGCGCAGGCAAGCUCCGAAGCUGCAACAUGGAUGCAUUGACCUAUGAUGAUGUGCAUGUGAACUUCACUCGAGAAGAAUGGGUGUUGCUGAGUCCUCCACAGAAGAAUCUCUACAAAGAUAUGAUGCUGGAGACCUACUGGAACCUCAAUGCUGUAGGCUACAAUUGGGAAGACCUUACUAUUGAAGAACAUUGUCCAAGUUCCAGAAGACAUGGAAGGCAUGAAAGAAGUCCCACUCGAGUGAAACCAUCUGAACGUAUUCCUUAUAGGGAUGGCUUUGUACAUCACAGUAGUCUCCAAAUGCAUAAAGUAAUACAUACUGGAAAGAAACACUACAAAUGUAACCAAUGUGAUAAAGCCUUUUCUCAACCCAGUACUCUCCGAGUACAUAAAAGGACACAUACUGGAGAGAAACCUUAUGAAUGUGAUCAAUGUGGUAAAGCCUUUGCACAACAGUCUCAUCUCAAAGUGCAUAUAGUAACACAUACCGGUGAGAAACCUUACAAAUGUGAUCAAUGUGGUAAAGCCUUUGCAGUGGAUAAUAGUCUCCAAAUACAUAAAAGGACCCAUUCAGGAGAGAAACCUUAUGAAUGUGGUCAAUGCGGUAAAGCCUUUGCACAGAAGUCUCAUCUCAAAGUGCAUAUAGUAACGCAUACUGGUGAGAAACCUUAUGAAUGUAAUUGCUGUGGUAAAUCCUUUGCACUUCGUUCUCAUCUCCAAGUACAUAAGAGAAUACAUACUGGAGAGAAACCUUACAAAUGUGUUCAAUGUGGUAAAGCCUUUGGGGGUCAGAAUGUUCUUAAAAAACAUGAAAGAAUUCAUACUGGAGAGAAACCUUACAAAUGUAAUCAGUGUGGCAAAGCCUUUGCAUAUCAAUGUACUUUACAAGGACAUAAAAGAUUACAUACUGGAGAGAAAUCCUAUGAAUGUAAACAGUGUAGUAAAUGCUUUUCCUCUCAUGGUCAACUUCGAAAACAUGAAAGAAUUCAUACUGGAGAGAAACCUUACAAAUGUAAUGAAUGUGGUAAAGCCUUUAUAUGUAAUGCUAGUCUCCGAACACAUAAAGCAACACAUACUGGAGGUAAUUUCUAUGAAUGUAAUCAAUGUGGCAAAGGCUUUGCAUAUCAAAGUUCUUUACAAGCACAUGAAAGAAUACAUACUGGAGAGAAACCCUAUGAAUGUAAGCAAUGUAGUAAAUCCUUUGUCUCUUAUUAUGAAUUUCAAGCACAUGAAAAACUUCAUACUGGAGAGAAACCUUACAAAUGUAAUGAAUGUGGUAAAGCGUUUGCACGACACAGUCAUGUCAAAACGCAUAAAAAAACACAUACUGGAGAGAAACCUUACAAAUGUGAUCAGUGUGGUAAAGUCUUUGGAUAUCAGAGUACUCUUCAAAUACAUAAAAGAAUACAUACUGGAGAGAAGCCCUAUGAAUGUGAUCAAUGUGGCAAAGCCUUUGCAAAUCAAAGUUAUUUCCACAUUCAUAAAAGAAUACAUACUGGAGAGAAACCUUACGAAUGUGUUCAUUGUGGUAAAGCCUUUGUAACUCAGAAUUAUCUUAAGAAACAUGAAAGAAUUCAUACUGGAGAUAAACCUUAUGAAUGUGUUCAUUGUGGUAAAGCCUUUGUAACUCAGAAUUCUCUUAAGAAACAUGAAAGAAUUCAUACUGGAAAUAAACCUUCCUAAUGUAGAGAAUAUUGUAAAGCCUAUUCACCAUCAAGUCACCUCCAAUUACGUUAAAGAGCACAUACUAAAGAAUAACCCUAUGAAUAUAACCAAUGUUGUAUAAAGCCUUUACAGUGAUCUUGAAAGGUGUUGUGGUUUAAAUAUACUUGGCCCACGGCAAGUGGCAGUAUUAGGAAGUAUGUUCUUUCUGGAGUAGAUGUGAUGUUUGAGAAAGUAUGUCACUGUGCUGUUAGACUCUGAGAUCCUAAGCUUAACCUCCACCCAGGGCUGAAGAGUCCUCUGGCCGCCUUCUGAUCAAGAUGUAGAACUCUUGUCUCCUCCAGCACCAUGUCUGCUUGGACAGUGCUGUUUUUUCCGCCUUGAUGAUAUUAGACUGAACUUCUGAAUCUGUAUACUACCCCCAAUUAAAUGUCCUUUAUAAGA